Lactuca virosa is the source of this 1030-nucleotide messenger RNA. Lineage: Eukaryota; Viridiplantae; Streptophyta; Magnoliopsida; Asterales; Asteraceae. The record is from the annotation of a GenBank genome assembly.
AUGAUUCUGAAAGUUGUAAGGCGAUUGAGAAUUCAAACAGAUGGGAAAGAAGAUGGAACUGCCAUGGCGGGUUCGAUGCCCUAUCCAGAUCGUCCUGGCGAACCCGAUUGUAUAUUUUGUUUAAGAACCGGCUUGUGUGGCUAUGGAAACAUUUGUAGGUUUAAUCAUCCAACCCACAUUGGUCAGGCCAAUCAACUUCAACUUGGAGGCGAGCUUCCAGAAAGAGUUGAAGAACCAGACUUAUUUUCUAAAGACGGUGGUGUUAAACAUGGUUGGGUUACCUAUGAGAUAGGAAGAAAAAGCUUGUGCACAUUACAUUCUAACUGGAUCUUCAUUGAACAGCCCUAUUCCUCUGGUUCUACUAAUCUGCCCGAACGGCCCGGGGAACCAGAAUGUCGUUAUUUUAUGCGCACUGGAAACUGCAGAUACGGAUCAGACUGCAAAUAUCAUCACCCAAAGGAAAAGAUUGCUCAACUUGCUGCUAGCUCUUUGGGCCCACUUGGCCUUCCACUAAGACAUGGGCAAGCAGUGUGUUCAUAUUAUAGUCUUUAUGGAAUCUGCAAGUUUGGGCCAACUUAUAAAUAUGAUCACCCUUUGAUGGGGUACUCAUACAACUACAACAUGAGUCUACCUAAUGCUAAUGCUAAUGCUAAUGCAUCAUCUUUGUUCCCAUAUGGAGGGGUGAAUUCGUCAACACUUCAUUCUUCAGGAUCUUCCCCGUCAAAGUCAUCUAAAAAUGAAGGUAACUACAAGUCUACAACUAUUGUUCGGAUGACGUAAAACCCAUGCAUGAUUAUUUAUUAUGGAUUAUGAAAUUUAUGAAUAAGAGUUGUUUGUUAAAAUGCUUAUACGAAUUGCUGGUCAAACAAUUUUGGUUGACAUGGUUUUUUCGUUUCGGUUACUAAUUUUUUUAAUCUUAUUUUUGUUAUAGAUAUUUUCAAUAGUCUAUUUGAGUUUAACAUCUUAGUGUCAUAAAUUUCCCUGUUAUGUGUACCAUUUAUAUAGCAACAUACUUAUAUUUAUUAACCGG